Molecule: messenger RNA, 2103 nt
Organism: Fomitiporia mediterranea MF3/22
Lineage: Eukaryota; Fungi; Basidiomycota; Agaricomycetes; Hymenochaetales; Hymenochaetaceae
Exons: 3
Coding region: 1-2103 (700 amino acids)
Source: RefSeq, a predicted model, not a curated record
AUGCUCUCCGUCCACCGUUACAAUCAACAGCCCUUUAUUUUAAUGCCGACGUCCUCGCGACCGUCCACGCCGCGUCGCCACCAACACGUCGUCGUCGAACGAGGUCGCUCAAGAAACGUAUCUCAAGCCGCACUCGCUCGCAGGAAAUCAGAGGAACGGCGCAAGCGUGCUGCUCUGGCAGAACAGAUGGCAAGUAAUGCUCGUCCGAUCUUUUCGCGCGCCACGUCGCCGCCGUCCUCGAGGUCGCGUGCCCAAUCAAUACAUAAGAGCGUGUCUGCGUCAGGCGAGGAAACGGGUCCUGUAGCUUCUACCAGCGCCAGUCGCUUACCUUCACCCCCAACGCCAACGCAAAGAGUCGAACGGUCUGAUUACAUGGCAGCCCCUGCCGCGAAGCCCUCUGACUCACGCUCGCAUCACCGUGUCAGCAGCGAACCUUAUACCAAUCCCGAUUCCGACGCUUCUUCACCUAUCGGCGAGGAUGAAGAUUCAUCCGCAUGCAUGGAGGAGAAGCUAAGCUUACAGGACCAAAUGCAACAAGCCUAUGCCGCUUGUCAGACUAGUUGUCUCCCCACUCUCGGACGAAAUAAUUGCCGAUGCCGGAACAUGCAUCGUGCACGCGUACUUUAUCUCAAGACGCAAGGCAUCGACGUAACAUCCGACGAUGACCCGCGUAUUGGACAAGUACGCGAUGAGGAUUUUGUUUUCGUACCGGGUGGCAAACUUGUAUUCGAUGAAGAGUCACUCGCAGCGCUGAAGGAGGAGCGUGAACGUCGAGAGAAGGAAAUUAGGGAGAGGCAGUGUCGUCAUCGCAGUCGUCACAAAGAUUGGAGAUUAGACCGAGACGAGACCGACUACCUCAGUCGAGUAAGGCAGGACUUUCACGACAGAGUUGGACCUAUUUCAGCGGCCCAGACCAAUAAUCAGAUAGAGUUUGAGCGGACCGCGCCCUCCCGGGUGACGGCUCGUGAAGUCGUUAGAAGCCUUCAUGGCAAUCUCUUUCCAGAUUGUGAGCCGAGGAGGACACGCUCUGCAGCGCAGAGCCGACUUCUGGAUACAUUACUGGAGGCCAUAGUAUGGCAAGAUGGAGAACGGAGACGAAUGAACGGCAAGGGUGGGAUUGAUGCUGCGCCCCGAGAUUGUACGAGGGAUCAGUUUUCUGACGAACCUGUAAUGGACAAAGGUGUAUCCCGUUCCGUCGGUUCAGAUUCAACCAUAUCCCGUACGAACUCGUGGGCGUCGUCAACAACGAACUCUUCUUCAUCUACAUGUAUCACGUCCCCAUCUUCCUCUCCGUCCUCGAGCAAAUUACAUCUUCUACCUCUCGUUGAAGGUCGGAACGCACGAUACCGAGUUUCACAUUCGUAUCACUCGCACAGGAAGAGCCACUUUACUGCUGUCGCGAUGACGGAAACGCCCCUCAUGAAAUUUGAGGGUGACUCAUUCCAAAGUGGCAAGGCAAAUUUCAGAACAUUGCGCGGCUCUAUACACGAGCGAAGUAACAACGACGUCAAGUCGGCAAUUGUCACACGCGUACGACAAUCCGUCUACGGACUCGUAGACUUUGCGAACAGGAUACAGCAGUCUUACUUGCGCACUGUCCAGUUUGCUGUUGUUCUGCAUCCAGACGCGGCUCCACUUCAGACUGAGAGCCAGACCUCCCUACAAUCGAACCGGAGCAACCUACCUUCCAAGCCAAGAGGUUAUCGUGCGAAUCCUCGAGAUGUACAACGCUUCGCUCCCCAUCCUGUUAGUGCGCCAACACGCGACCUUAAUUUCCCUUCUGAAGUCAACAUUCCUCUUGGCGAGUCCUCACCCUCCCGUUCUAAUACCGCUACAUCUGCUCGGGUUUUCGCACCGCUUGCAUUUGUCCCACCAUCACCAUUACGUCCCCGUGAGAUGCCUAUUACGCCGGAAUGGCGGCUACGACCAGUUGCAAACCCUUGCACGUUGCGGCUUAGGGCACAUGCGAAUUGUUUGAACGUAAAGGGCAUUGCUUGGGAGGGUCGAUCGCAUGUUGGAAGCCUGGGUUGUGGACGAGAACGUUUAACAGGUGUUGCAUUUGAAGGGCUUGGGGGAAGUCGGCUUGUCUUCGAAGCGAAAUGA